UAGCUCGCGUUGUGGAAAGGAGAAACGUUCGGCUACACUUAAAAUGAUGUAAAGCCUACUGUUCUUCGUAGUUUAGCAGUCGGGAAAUUGUCGGCCAUCGACGCAUACUGAGCUGAUGAGGUAUGAGGGAAUAUAAAGAGAAAGCUGCUUUGAUUUUAAACGUUCUAGUCCGUCUGUGAAACCAGUCCUCCCAGAGAUAACCGCACCUCCUUUCAAGCCACAGGGGGGAAAAAAAACAAAAAAGAACCAUAAAACCGGAAAGGGAGCGAUAAGGGGAGUCAUCAUGACCAGCUUUGCCAGUAAUGUGUUUUGCCGGGCGGAGAAGCUGUGUCGCCACCUCCCCGUGCUUCUCAACACCUUCCUGGUCUUCUCCAUCACGGGGGAGGUGAGCUACCUGGUCAUAGUGGAGGCUCCGCUGGAGGCGGACCAGAAGAAGACCGUCUGGUCGUCCUGGUGGAAGGCAGUCCACUUGGUGGCGCAGUACUUCAUGUUGGCAAACAUCUGCUGGAACGCCUGGCUCUUCGUGAAAACCAGUCCCAGUAUCAGGGGGGUGUUCCUGGGAGGAGAGGGCAUGGGCCAAGGAUGGAGGUACUGUUAUACUUGUGAGACCCACACGCCCCCUCGCUGCUCCCAUUGCUAUGACUGCAAGGUGUGCGUGCUGCGUCGGGACCACCAUUGUGUGUUCUUCGGCCAGUGCGUGGGCUUCCGCAACUACCGCUACUUCCUGAGCUGCUUGCUGUUCAUGUGGUCUGGGCUGCUCUACGCCGUGGUGAUGAACGCCGAGGUCUUCAUCGUCAUCUUAAAGGAAGGGGUGACCUUGCACAGUGUGCUUCUGCUGCUCAUACCCUGGAUCAUGCUGGUCUCAGGCCAGGUCUCAGCACGUGCCUUUUCUUUUGCCUUCAUCGCUGACACCUGUGUGGUGGGCUUCCUGCUUGUCUCGGCCUUCUUCUUCUUCCACGUCUGUCUGUUGCUGCGGGGUCAGACCACCAGGGAGUGGUACUCGUCCCGCCGGCCCUACAGCCUGGGAGUCCUGGGGAACCUGCGCCACGGCUUGGGCCUCCGCUGGUACAUCUGCUGGUUUUGCCCGCUCAUCCCAUCACCUUCACCCAGUGACGGAAUACACUUCCAGGUCACAGGGUCAUUGGAGCCCACACGAUGAAAUGAUCAUUUUCUUAUCCAGAGCUGAGCUUUAGCUGUGAAUACCAGGGUGCACUUGUUCGCAGCAGUCUUCCACAUACACUCCUCCGGUGUGGUGUCGCCAAGCUGUCUCCAUGCUCAGAAGUCUUUUCAGCCAUUAAUGAGAUUUAAUGCUUCAAUCGGCAUGCAGGUGGGAUGGGACUUUCUCAACACUUUAUUCGCUGCAGUUUUUGAAGUCGGCCCAUGGGAGUACAAACGGGCUCAUCCGCGCGGCUCGCUCUGGACUCCUGGUCUCAUAUUGUGUUGCUCAGUGCUGAAAACAAGUAACGUUUAAAGGCUGAUCUUACCUGCCAGUGUUGUAGCAUGACCCCUGGUGAUUCAGGGACUUGUCCUACUAGAAUAAUCUGCCUUAAAUGACCGCCUCCUGAAAUCUGUUGUUUUCUCUCUUGCACUUUUUUUUCUGCGAUGUUUAGUUUUCUCCUGUGUUUGAAAUGCAAUGCCAAAAAUAUAAAUCUUUAUUAUGUGUAUGUUGGUAGGUGUCCUUGAUUGUGCACUCGUCUAAAAUCCACAUCAGCAGUCAAAGAUAUGAUAAGUAGUUAUGUUUAAUUUUCCAUGUUGACAUGCCGAGAUUUGAAAUGUUGGUUUAGUCUGUCAUGUGACCUGUGUGUUUGAUAUUGUCAUUUCAAAUAUUU
This is a messenger RNA of Lampris incognitus (smalleye Pacific opah), 1829 nucleotides long. It is a transcript of the gene zdhhc24, whose product is annotated as zinc finger DHHC-type containing 24. The transcript has 4 exons. Gene Ontology annotation, biological process: peptidyl-L-cysteine S-palmitoylation; protein targeting to membrane. Gene Ontology annotation, molecular function: protein-cysteine S-palmitoyltransferase activity. NCBI's taxonomy places the organism in Eukaryota, Metazoa, Chordata, Actinopteri, Lampriformes, Lampridae. Bases 284 to 1159 code for a protein of 291 amino acids. Gene Ontology annotation, cellular component: Golgi apparatus; endoplasmic reticulum. The record is from RefSeq and is a predicted model, not a curated record.